UAUCCGGAUCCUUGAAGCGCAUGCGCACGAGUGUUUUUUGAAGGCCGUGGCUAGCAACUGUGCUAAUCUAUCGUCCUAUACUAUAGCGACUUUUUCACCACAAAUACUUUCUAUAUAAUCGAUUUUAUCCAACUGUGCGCCACUGCAUUUUGUGGUCCGAUCCACAUUCAGGAUGUCCUUCCCCCCUCAUUUAAACCGGCCGCUGUUGCCCCCUCCUGGGAUCCCUCAUCAGUAUCCUGGCUUCCCUGCAGGAGCUCCAAUGAUCCCAGUUCACAUGGGCAUCAUGGCCCCAGGGCCUGCAGUUAUGGUUCCUUCUGUCCCGGUUGUCAGUAAACCUCCUGUUCCAAAGAAAGACCUUUCUAUUAUGCGAGCAAAGGACGAUGAGAGCAGCGGGCCCACAACCACAGUGUUUGUGGGGAACAUAUCAGAGAAAGCUUCAGACAUGCUGAUCAGGCAGCUUCUAGCGAAAUGCGGUAUUGUUUUGAGUUGGAAAAGAGUUCAAGGAGCCUCUGGGAAGCUUCAAGCGUUUGGGUUCUGUGAAUACAAGGAGCCAGAGUCUACUUUGCGAGCUCUGCGGUUGCUUCAUGACCUGCAGAUUGGAGACAAAAACCUGCUGGUGAAGGUCGAUGCAAAAACAAAAGCUCAGCUGGAUGAGUGGAAGGCCAAGAAGAACACAACAAAUGGGCAAAAUAAGACGUCAGAUGACGGAGGAGCUGAUGAGGAGGAGGUCCUUGAUGAGGAGACAAAGAAGAGAGAUCAAAUGGUCAAAGAUGCCAUCGAUGGCCUGAUGCGUGAAUAUGCUGCAGAGCUUAAUGCGCCUUCUCAGGAUGAUGACGCCCAGAGACGAAAGAGAAAAAAGGAAAAGAAAGAAGAGGAUGACAUCAACACUAUUGACAUUGAGGAGGACAAGCGGGACCUGAUUUCCAGAGAGAUUAGUAAAUUUCGCGACACUCACAAGAAACUAGAAGAGGAGAAAGACAAGCGAGAGAAAGAACGGCUGGAGUUUGAGCGCGAAAGGAGGGAACGUGAAAAAGAGCGAGAGCGUGAAAGAGAACGCCGGGACCGGGAAAGAGAGAAGGAGCGUGAAAGGGAGAGGAAAAGGGAACGGGAACAAGAGCGGGAAAGAGACAGAGACAAAGAACGUGACCGCAGGACCAGAGAGAGUGAGCCACAGAGAGACUGGGAUAGAGAUCGGAGCGGCGAGCGCAGCCGAUCCAGGGAACUGAGCCGAGACAGAGAAAGGGAAAGAGGAAGGGACAAGAAGCGGGACCAAGAAGAUGAAGAGGACGCCUAUGAACGCAGGAAACUGGAACGAAAACUCAGAGAUAAGGAGGCAGCAUAUCAAGAGCGUCUAAAAAACUGGGAGCUGAGGGAACGGAAAAGGGCUCGAGAUUAUGCCAAGGAGGCAGAAAGGGACGAUGAGCGCAGACGAGAAAUGGUAAAAGAAGGCAAACGACUGAAGGAAUUUCUUGAAGACUAUGAUGAUGACAGAGAUGAUCCCAAAUAUUACAGGGGCAGUGCGCUGCAGAAGCGUCUCAGAGACAGAGAGAAGGAGAUGGAGGCGGACGAGCGUGACAGGAAGAGAGAGAAGGAGGAGCUGGAGGAGAUCCGACAGAGGCUGUUAGAAGAGGGACAUCCAGACCCAGACACAGAGCUACGAAGGAUGGAAGAAGAGGAGGAGGAGCGUCUGAGACAGCCACCCAUCAUUCAAGAGCCUCCACCUGAGGAGCAACGUGAACGCCACAGGAGUUCUAGAGACCACAGAGAACGGAGACAGGAGCCCGAGAAGACAAAACCCAUCUCCCGGCCUCAUCACUCUGACGAUGAGGUGGAGGAGGGUGAGGAGGCGGAUUAUGAUAAUGAAGAAGACAACAACCUUGAAGUAAAACCACAGGUGAAGCCAAUGAUGCGGCCAAUCACAGCCGCUCCUUCAGUAUCGUCUGCAAGUGGCAAUGUUUCCCCUAACACGCCUGGAGAGGAGUCGCCCUGCGGGAUCAUCAUCCCUCAUGAAAACUCCCCGCCUGACGCUCUGCCGCAGGAUGAAAAUCGCCCUAAGAUCGGCCUCAGCCUGAAACUGGUUGCUACUGGAAGCCCAAGCCAGCCUAACGCAGGCAAGAGGAAGAAGCUUCCAGUGGACAGCGUUUUCAAAAAGCUCGAUGAAGAGGAGGCAGACGAACAGCCACGCAAGAGGAAGUUGGUGCCCCUGGAUUACGACGAUGACAAGAGCCUUGGUGUGGAUGGUGCAGGACUCUCUAGCAUAAAAGGAGCCAACACUGAAGAGAAACGCAAACACAUCAAGAGCCUGAUAGAAAAGAUUCCAACCGCAAAACCAGAGCUGUUCUCCUACCCUCUGGACUGGACAAUGGUGGACUCGACGUUAAUGGAACGACGUGUUAGACCCUGGAUCAAUAAAAAAAUCAUUGAGUACAUCGGUGAGGAAGAGCCGACAUUAGUCGACUUUGUGUGCUCCAAGGUGAUGGCUCACAGUAUGCCCCAAAGUAUCUUGGAUGAUGUUGCCAUGGUACUCGAUGAAGAAGCAGAGGUCUUCAUUGUAAAGAUGUGGCGGUUGCUCAUCUAUGAAACCGAGGCAAAGAAAAUUGGACUGGUGAAAUAAGCAAAACACGGAAAUAAAGAAGCCCCUCCGCCAAAGUGUUUAUACAAGUGUCGUAAAAUUACAUCAUCCUGAACAGACUGUACCGUUGACAGCAGAUGCAUUUUUUUUAUGUAACACACUCAGGCUCCAUGCACUUCCCCUCUGGUUGCAGGUGGUGACUGCAUACAUCUUGCUUCUGUAAAUAUGCGUCAUUAAAAUAAGGAAGGAUUCCUGUUUAGACAUCUAGAAUUAUAGUUUCCAUCAGACCCAUGCUUUUAUUUCUAUACCUGCAGUAAUUGCAGUUGGUCAA
Messenger RNA from Cyprinodon tularosa, 2903 nucleotides. RefSeq names its product RNA binding motif protein 25b (gene rbm25b). Gene Ontology annotation, molecular function: mRNA binding. Gene Ontology annotation, cellular component: spliceosomal complex. The transcript has 17 exons. Bases 173 to 2614 code for a protein of 813 amino acids. Lineage: Eukaryota; Metazoa; Chordata; Actinopteri; Cyprinodontiformes; Cyprinodontidae. The record is from RefSeq and is a predicted model, not a curated record. Gene Ontology annotation, biological process: mRNA processing; regulation of alternative mRNA splicing, via spliceosome.